AUGAAGGUUCAUCGGAAGAGAACGAAGUCGCGAUUGGUGAAGUUUGAAGAAUUGCCGGAAUAUUUGAAAGAUAAUGAGUUCAUAUUGGAUCAUUACCGGUCGGAAUGGCCGGUGAAGGAUUCUUUGUUGAGCGUUUUCGCGUGGCACAACGAGACGCUGAAUGUUUGGAGUCAUUUAGGAGGCUUUUUGAUAUUUGCGGCGAUGGCGGUCAUGAGUUUUUCGGCGGUGAGGGAACUCGGAGGAGGUUUUCUCUCAAAAAUUUACAGGAACAGAGUAGGACCCGUGGGAACGCAGAUCAACGGUUCUGAAUCUCAAGAUAAAGCCUUUCAGGAUUGGCAUUUGAGACAGAUAUUGGAAGUAACCAUCUUUGAUGGAGUGACAGAAACAAUUCCAAGAUGGCCAUGGUUCAUUUUCCUAGUUGGAGGAAUGUGUUGCUUAGCUUGCAGUUCUGUUUCCCAUCUUCUAGCAUGCCACUCCAAACGCUUUAACCUCUUUUUUUGGCGUCUAGAUUAUGCCGGAAUAUCAAUCAUGAUAGUAUCCUCUUUCUAUGCGCCAAUUUACUACGUAUUUUUCUGCAACCCACACGCAAGGUGUUAUUCCAGCAGUUCAUGCUCUUGUGUUGUGUUUUAUGUGACCAGAAUACCAGAGAGAUGGAAGCCUGGAGCAUUUGAUAUUGCAGGACAUAGUCAUCAGAUAUUUCAUGUUUUUGUUGUUCUUGGGGCACUUGCACAUAGCACUGCCACACUUGUUAUCAUGGAUUUUCGAAGGGGAUCACCCACAUGUGCAUCUUAG
Vicia faba (fava bean) is the source of this 792-nucleotide messenger RNA. NCBI's taxonomy places the organism in Eukaryota, Viridiplantae, Streptophyta, Magnoliopsida, Fabales, Fabaceae. The record is from the annotation of a GenBank genome assembly.